Rotaria sordida is the source of this 306-nucleotide messenger RNA. Lineage: Eukaryota; Metazoa; Rotifera; Eurotatoria; Philodinida; Philodinidae. The record is from the annotation of a GenBank genome assembly.
AUGAGCGAUAUUCUUGUGAUAGCUAUUAUCUUUGGACAAUGUAUUGCUAACAUAUCAUUUGUCACUCAUUUCUUACAAUCAUAUGCAGAAGCACGAGGAACAGCAGCACCAGUGUUUCGACUUAUAUCUGAGGUAGAUUUGAAGCUUCAUCAAUCGCUUGUGCCAAAGUAUGCAAUUCUUUCUCUAUUUAUGUAUCAUAUUCAGACAGAAGGAUCAAAUGCGAUAGAAACCGAACUAUGGAUGAAUGAUGUGAUACAGAACAAAGUGAUUAAUAUCAAUGGGGACAUUCAUUUUGAUAAUAUCAAC